AACUGCAAAACAGAAAAGAAAGGAUGAAACAAGUGUUGCGCAAGAACAGGAUUACGUAAGGAUAGUACAAGAACACAAUGAGUCACGAACGAAAUGAACAGAAAGAAAGGAAAAGAAGAAGAGAACAGAGUCUUAUGCGCUGUCAGAUCAUAACAUCUAGAAUUAAGAGCCAUACCUAUUCGUUUAUUAUAGGUAUUAAUAAUGAUGUAUAAUUCGGCAAAUCAAUCAACAUGCGCACAAUAUGACUUACCAUCAACAAUAAAACAAGAAAAUAAUGAAGAUUUUAUAAUUAUAUGGCUUACUGGUUGUCAUGGAAAGAAAAUAAAUAAUUUUAUGACCACAUGCUUUGAUCUAAUUAGUAUAAUUAAUAAUUUAAAACUAUUCGAUAAUGUAGAUGAAUGUAUUGAUUAUUUAACAUCACUUCCGUUGAACAUACAUACAUUUCUAGUUCUAUCUUCACAUCAAUUCAUUCUUCCUCUUAUUCACGAAAUAUCUCAAAUUAGAUAUAUUUACAUAUUCAAUGUAAAAGACGCUAAUGAUGAGAAUAACUAUUUAGAAUAUGUAAAAUUUCAGAAGAUAUUCAAUGAUAAUCAAUUACUUAUUGAUAAAAUAAGUGAAGAUGUUCAACUAUUUUCAAAACAACUUUCAACAUCUAUGACAUUUUUCAGCAAUACUGAUGAAAGUAUUAAAGAAAAAUCUCUUAAGAAUUUAUCGAAAGAAAGUCAAUAUUUUAUGUAUAUGCACUUAUUUAUUGAAAUAUUACUUCAGCAUUCAAAAUCGAAUGAAGCGAAAAGUGAUUUGCUACAUGAAUGUCGACACCGUUUUAAUGACAAUAAAAAUCAAUUGAAAGUAAUUGAUGAAUUUGAACAGCAAUAUACAUCAGAUAAAGCCAUUCGCUGGUAUACUCGUGAUUGUUUUUUAUAUCGUCUAUUAAAUAAAGCGUUAAGAUAUCAAGAUUUCGAUACGAUAUACAAACUUCGAUAUAUUGUCAACGAAUUAUGUCAGCAAUUGAAAGAUUUAUAUUCAGCACAAUCAACAGAAUUAAAGAAGAUUGAAACAGUCUAUCGUGGGCAAUUAAUUAGUAAGAAUGAAUUAUAUAUUCUACAACAAACUAAAGGAGGCUUAGUAUCGAUGAAUUCCUUUUUUUCAACAACAUUAGAUAAAACUGUAGCAUUAGAUUUCAUUAUGGGCGCAGUUGAAGGUGAAAUUGUACCGGUUCUAUUUGAAAUAAAUAUUAAUAUCAUCAAUUCCAUAUCAACUCCAUAUGCUAAUAUAGAAAAGUAUAGUUAUAUUGAACAUGAACAAGAAAUAUUAUUUUUCAUGGAUUGUACGUUUCGGAUUGAUUCAGUAGAGAAAUGUAUGGAAAAUAAUCAAAUAUAUUUAGUUAAAUUAACUAUAAGUAACCAACAUGAAGAAGAGAAUGGACUUAAAACAUUGACCGAUCAUAUAAGAAUGGAAAUUCAGAGAGAAACUCAUGAGUUAGCCGCAUUAGGACGUCUAAUGAUGACAAUGGGUCACUAUGACAAAGCUAUACAGUAUUAUAAAUUAUUGAUCACAAAAUUAUCAUCACAUGAUCCAUACAUUGGCAGCUUAUACACUAACAUUUCAAUAGUUUACCAGAACCAAGGCAACUAUGCUGCAGCCUCGCAUUAUCUUAUGAAAGCACUAAGCAUUCAAUUAAAAUCGUUGCCUGAACAGUACAUGGACGUUGCAAAGACAUACAGCAACAUUGGAUCACUUUAUAUAAAUCAAGGCAACUAUGCUGAAUCUUUGAAUUAUUACGAGAAAGCACUCAACAUUCAAUUAAAGUGUUUGCCUGAAAAUCAUCCAGACUUUGCGCAAAUAUACGUCAACAUUGGAUCAACUCACCAGAGUCAAGGUGACUAUGUUAAAGCCCUGUCUUAUUAUGAAAAAGCACUCAAUAUUGAGUCAAAAUCUUUUCCUGAAAAUCAUCCAUGCAUUGCAGCAACGUACACCAACAUUGCAUUACUUCACCAGAAUAAAGGCAAUUAUACCGAAGCGCUGCAUUAUUAUGAGAAAAUACUUGACAUUCAAUUAAAAUCAUUGCCCGAAAACCAUACUGAUAUUGCACUGACAUACAACAACAUGGGAGAAGUUUCCAAAAAUCUAGGCAAACAUUCAGAAGCCUUGAAUUAUUGUGAGAAAGCACUUAAUAUUCAAUUAAAAUCCUCGUCUAAAAACUGUCCAGGCGUUGGAGGAGCGUACAACAACUUUGCAAUAGUUCAUCAAAGUCACGGCAACUAUGUUGAAGCCUUGAAUUAUAGCGAGAAAGCACUCAACAUUCAAUUAGAAUGUUUGCCUGAAAAUCAUCCAGACCUUGCGAAAACAUUUAACACUAUUGGACAAGUUUAUCAAAGUCAAGGCAACUAUGUCGAAAGUUUGAAUUAUCUUAGGAAAGCACUCAGCAUUCAAUUGAAAUCUCUGUCUGAAAAUCACCCGGACAUUGCAGGGACAUACAAUAACAUUGCAGCAGUUCACCGAAGUCAAGGUAACAAUACUGAAGCCUUGGAUUAUUAUGAGAAAGCACUCAGCAUCGAGUUAAAACGUUUGUGUGAGAAGCAUCCAGACGUUGCAAAGAUAUAUCGCAACAUUGGAUCCGUUCAUCAAAGUCAAGGUAAUUAUGCUGAAGCUUUGAAUUAUUACGUGAAAGCACUCGAAACGCAGUUUAAAUUUUUGCCGGAAGAUCAUCCAGACAUUGAAAAGAUGUACCGAAACAUUGUAUCAAUUUACCUCAGUCAAGGCGACUAUGCUGAAGCCUUGAACUACUGUACAAAAAUACUUAACAUUCAAUUAAAAUCCUUGUCUGAAAAUCAUCCAAAUAUUGCAAGGACAUACGGAACCAUUGCAGCGGUACACCAGAGCCAAGGCAACUAUACUGAAGCAUUGAAUUACUUUGAGAAAACACUGAACAUUAGAUUAAAAUUAUUACUUGAAACUCUUCCAGAUAUUGCAAGAACAUAUAUCACCAUUGGAGAAGUUCAUCAAAAUGAAGACAGCUACGGUGAAGCUUUGAGUUAUUGUGAAAAAAUACUUCAAAUUCAAUUAAACUCUUUGCCCGAAAAUCAUCCGAACAUCGCGAAGACUUACAACAAUAUCGGAUUUGUUUGCAAACGACAAGGCAACUACGCUAAAGCCAUGAAUUACUAUGUGAAAACUCUUGAAAUUCAAUUAAAAUCCUUGCCUGAAAAUGAUCCAGAAAUAGUAAGAACGUAUUGGAAUAUUGGUAACCUUUACAGUUGUCAUGGAAACAAAGCAAAAGUGUUGGAAGAAUGGCAGACAGCAUUGUCUAUUGCAUCGAAAUCUUUGCCAUCGAAUCAUCCAUGGGUUGUUGGCCUGUUACAGAAAAUUGCGCCAGUACAAGAACAAGAAGUAGGCGAGGUUGAGAUGAAGGUUGAUGAAUCGGCAACACCAAGUGAAGCGAACAAUGAGAAGGCCGAUCACGAACGGAGAAUGAAGAGAAAGAAGGACGAGGAAGAACAAAGGACGAAGAGAACGAAGAACGAACAAUGA
Molecule: messenger RNA, 3531 nt
Organism: Didymodactylos carnosus
Lineage: Eukaryota; Metazoa; Rotifera; Eurotatoria; Philodinida; Philodinidae
Source: the annotation of a GenBank genome assembly